Messenger RNA from Candoia aspera, 1426 nucleotides. It is a transcript of the gene GPX1, whose product is annotated as glutathione peroxidase 1. Lineage: Eukaryota; Metazoa; Chordata; Lepidosauria; Squamata; Candoiidae. Gene Ontology annotation, biological process: response to oxidative stress. The record is from RefSeq and is a predicted model, not a curated record. The transcript has 2 exons. Gene Ontology annotation, molecular function: glutathione peroxidase activity.
UAGGAGCGGGGUGGGGCUUUAGCUGUGCAAGUGCAAUGGGUUGGUGGGCGGGAUUGCUGGCUGGGGCUCUUAAAGGGAGCGAAGUUGCGCGUUGCCCGCGCAGUUCCUGUAGCUUCUUCAGUGCCGUUGCGAUGGCUGGCGUUACGCCGAGGAGGAAUAGUCUGGCUGGCGUUACGGCGCGGCCGUUGGGGGCUUCGGAGCCCGUUGAUCUGGGCUCGUUGCGGGGAAGGGUGUUGCUGGUUUCCAACGUGGCUUCGCUCUGAGGCACGACCACCCGGGACUUCACGCAGUUCCGUGAACUGCAGCGGCGUUUCGGUCCUCAGGGGUUCUCCGUGCUGGCUUUCCCUUCUAACCAGUUUGGUCACCAGGAAAAUUCCACCAAUGAAGAGAUCCUGAAAUCCCUGAAAUAUGUCCGCCCAGGCAAUGGAUAUGAGCCCAACUUUACUGUGUUUGAGAAGUGUGAAGUCAACGGGGAAAAUGCUCACCCUCUUUUCAAGUUACUGAAAGAAUCAUUGCCUUUCCCACAUGAUGAUCCUGUGUCUCUGAUGACCGAUCCAAAAUUCGUAAUUUGGUCUCCUGUGUGCCGCAAUGACAUUGCAUGGAAUUUUGAAAAGUUCCUCAUUGGUCGUGAUGGGGUGCCUUUCAAACGUUACAGCAGGAAAUUUGAAACUAUUAAGAUGCAGGAUGACAUUGAAAAGCUGCUUCAGCAAACCAUCUAGAUUGGACCAGAUAAAAUCUUGCUAAAACUUCCCUGCCUCUCUGCUUUCAUCUAGGUUUUUAAAAAUAUAUAAUGCUACUAUAGGUUUAACUAACUUUCCAGGCUAAACUAAAUACAUAAAUAAUUUGGACAAAGAUCUUUGCAGAAGAUAGUUGCUUAUAUAUUGUAGCAGCAAAGCUGCUCUGAAAUGCAAGAAUCUGCUAAGUUGCUGUGAUAUAAACUAAACCUUUAACUCUUCCUUAAAAGACUUAAGGAUUACUUAAAACAUAUAGUCAUUGGUUUGAAGUUCAUGCACAUUACGUGUGCCAGUGACCUCUGAAGUAGCAGACACAAAAUGUGUGUAUUCACAACCAUUCGGAGAACCAUUCAAAUGUAGGGGCAUAGAACUAAAGUGUACUUAGAAAAAUUAUACAGAGUGAUGUAGCAGCCUUAAAUUUUGUGUCCUUUUUCUGCAUUGCUUGUUUUGCUGUAAUUCAGUAACUGUUUAUUCUGCUAAUAGUCUACUCUCCAUCAAAAUUUUAUUCAUGAUGGUGCUUUUUCUAAAUACGUGAUAAGCACUUGAUGUAUCUUUAAAAUUUUGUAUGUGUAGUUGUGGUAAAUUAUAGCAGGUAAAACAGUUUGAAAUCAGCUGCCUCCAAUGCUGCUGUUUCAAUACUACCUGCACCAAUAAAAUCUUGAAAUUGUUUACUAUUGAGUGCUUUCAAAUUA